Messenger RNA from Purpureocillium takamizusanense, 471 nucleotides. RefSeq lists its product as uncharacterized. The transcript has a single exon. Bases 1 to 471 code for a protein of 156 amino acids. Lineage: Eukaryota; Fungi; Ascomycota; Sordariomycetes; Hypocreales; Ophiocordycipitaceae. The record is from RefSeq and is a predicted model, not a curated record.
AUGAAGUUCUCCGCCGCCAUCAUCAUCGCUGCCGUCACCGGCGCCAUGGCCGCGUCCAUCCCGGCCGAAAAGCGCUCCACCAUCGAGGAGCGCCAGCCUCACGGCGACGACAUUGCCGAGCUCAUUGCCCGCCACAUCGCCGCUGAGAAGCGCGCCCCUCCUCCUGGCGGCAGCUCGACCACCACCGGCGGCGCCGGCACUCCCGGCUCUGGUACUACCACUGGCAAGGCCGCCGGCGCCCACCCCUCGGGCACCACCACCGGCCGGAAGGCGACCGCCUCGGGCGGUGCCAAGUCUUGCCCGGCCCCCAAGAAGGGCGCUGCCCACAACGCCGCCGCCAACAAGGGCGGCGCUGGCAACCACGCGCAGCAGGGCGGCGCCAACAAGGCUCAGACCCAGGGCGGCGCUCAGCAGCAUGGUGGUGCUACUACCCAGGCCGGUAGCAAGACCGGCGCCGGCAAGACCCAGUAG